AUGAUCCCACGUUUAUACUAUACAAUGAAUGAUCAAUUCGAAAAGUUCUACUCCCAAUCACAAUUUAUUUCAUUGACCCUCGAUAUUUGUUCCGAUCAUCGUUUAGGAUCGUUUUUUGCAACGACGGGUAUGAUUUCAACCACGGUCAUGCUUUCGUCUCUAACAUAUCAAAAUCUUGCGUCUUAUGCUUUUACCUUUACACGGAAGUUAUACCACGAAUCUUUUGCUGCAAACCAAUAUCAAGGCAUUCGAAAAUUUGAUACCGAAUACGAUGACGAACCUUGUGCACCAACCACCGGUGGAAAUUAUUCGAAUAUGUUUGGACCUAUCAAACAUAGUUUUGACAACGUUACCUUGCAUAAUGUAUCGUUACGUAUUCCCUGCUUUGCCCACUCUUCAACUGGUAGUUAA
Molecule: messenger RNA, 411 nt
Organism: Adineta ricciae
Lineage: Eukaryota; Metazoa; Rotifera; Eurotatoria; Adinetida; Adinetidae
Source: the annotation of a GenBank genome assembly